This is a messenger RNA of Eimeria mitis, 399 nucleotides long. RefSeq lists its product as uncharacterized. Bases 1 to 399 code for a protein of 132 amino acids. NCBI's taxonomy places the organism in Eukaryota, Apicomplexa, Conoidasida, Eucoccidiorida, Eimeriidae. The record is from RefSeq and is a predicted model, not a curated record. The transcript is spliced from 2 exons.
AUGCGUUUGCAUCACCAGCGGUAUGGAGGAUGUGGGGCUGUGGCAGCUAGAAGGCUUAGAUACCUGCUGCUGCAGCAGCAGCAGCAGCAGCAGCAGCAGCAGCAGCGGGAGCGGGAGCAGCGGGAGCAGGAGCGGCAGCAGCAGCAGCAGCAACUGCAGCAGCAGCAGCAGCAUGAACAACAACAGCAGCAGCAGCAACAGCAGCAACAGCAGCAACAGCAGCAGCAGCAGCAGCAGCAGCAGCAGCAGGAGUGUGUAUGGAUACAGAAGAGCAGAAUGGCUGAGGGAGCAGCAGCAGCGGGAGCAGCGGGAGCGGGAGCAGCGGGAGCAGGAGCGGCAGCAGCAGCAGUGAUUACAGCAGCGGGAGCAGCGGCAUUUGCAGCAGCAGCAGCAGCAUGA